Molecule: messenger RNA, 2061 nt
Organism: Penicillium mononematosum
Lineage: Eukaryota; Fungi; Ascomycota; Eurotiomycetes; Eurotiales; Aspergillaceae
Product: Gfo/Idh/MocA family protein
Exons: 6
Coding region: 1-2061 (686 amino acids)
Molecular function (GO): nucleotide binding
Source: RefSeq, a predicted model, not a curated record
AUGGCUCCUCCUAGCGUUUUGAUGGUUGGCACUGGUGAAUACACCACCGGCUUCGUCGGUGGUGGUGCAUCUGGCUCAGACAAGAAGGUCGGCGUGGUAGGACUCAGUCUAUUUGACCUGCGCCGGCGGGGCAAGGUUGGCCACCUGAGCAUGGUGGGCGUGUCUGGCAAGAAGUUCCCCGGUAUUCGUGACCACUUGCACCGUAACAUCUCUCAAGUCUACAACAACCUCGAUACCUCGUUCACCUCAUUCCCCGCAGACGACCAGACCGACCCUGACGCAUACAAGACCGCCAUUGAUGCCCUCCCCAAAGGAUCCGCCAUCACCAUCUUCACCCCCGACUCUACCCACUACCCCAUUGCGCUGUACGCAAUUGAGCGCGGUAUCCACGUGCUCAUCACCAAGCCAGCAACCCAGCGGCUAGAACACCACCUAGCUCUGGUUGAGGCCGCACGCAAGCACGGCGUCUUCGUCUUCAUCGAGCACCACAAGCGCUUUGACCCUGCAUACUCUGAUGCGCGGGCCAAGGCGAAGACACUCGGUGACUUCAACUACUUCUACAGUUACAUGAGUCAGCCUAAGAGCCAGCUCGAGACGUUCAAGGCGUGGGCUGGUCGUGAUUCCGAUAUCUCUUACUACCUCAACUCUCACCACAUCGAUAUCUGCGAGAGCAUGGUCCCAGAAUACAAGCCUGUGCGGGUCACAGCAACCGCAUCUCAGGGUACCGCUGCUGAGCUUGGAUGUGUCCCCGAGACUGAGGAUACAAUCACCCUCCUUGUGGAGUGGCGCCGCCGUGAUAACCCGGCGAAGAUUGCUACUGGUGUCUACACUGCUAGCUGGACGGCACCUCAAAAUGCGGGUGUUCACUCCAACCAAUACUUCCACUAUAUGGCUGCCAACGGUGAAAUCCGCGUUAACCAGGCCAAGCGUGGUUAUGAAGUGACCGGCGACGACCAGGGUCUAAUUCAUUUCAACCCAUUUUAUAUGCGCUACGCUCCCGACGAAGAAGGAAACUUCAGUGGGCAGACUGGAUACGGCUACAUCAGCUUUGAGAAGUUCAUCGAUGCCGUCACAGCUGUGAACGAGGGCCGUGUGACCCUCGACCAACUCGACGCCCGCCCGCUGCCCACUCUGCGUAAUACAAUCGCCACAACGGCAAUCCUCGAUGCAGGACGCAAGUCGCUCGAUGAGAGACGGCCUGUGGAUAUCGUCUCCGAGGGCGACAAGUGGGAGCUGAAAGCUCCACGGGAUGCCAUCGCCGACGAGUACUACUCAACGUGGUACGAGAUCACCGAACGGGUGCAAUACGUGCCAGGCCUGGGCAAGAUGGGGUCAGGCAAGAUCAGCUUCAAAGGCUGUUUCCACAACGUCGCAUGGGGGCUAGAAACACACAUGUACGCGCCGAUGGGAAUCGACCUCCGAAGCAAAUGGCGUAUUGCAGGCAACCAGCACGACGAACCACCCGAGCCGGCAGACGGGCGCGCAGACGGUGUCCCACAAACGGGACUUUAUCUGCGCGAGGAUAUCGAGAUCGAAUGCAACCGCACGCUAAUUUCUUUCGUCAAGAAUCAGUUGAAGGCUGCUUCGAAGGUGCUGGUGGAUCGGCUGAUUAAGAAAGCUGAGCUUCUUGAUGCUGGUGUUUUGCAGGCUAUGAUGGAGGAUGGCAAAUUGACGACUUAUAAUCCGGCGGAUCGAUCGAGCAGGAUUAUGAGGGAGCUGUCGUAUUCAUCGCGGAGGCAGUCGGAUCAAAUGUCGAGGUCGUCGUCGUCUCGGGGACCGAGAUCGCCGACAGAUUCGGCGCAGUUGUCGAUGGCUGCUGGGUAUGCCCUUCCGUCGCAGUAUGGGCAUGAACACAGUAAGAGCUUUGCUGUGGAAUUGCCGGCGGAUUUUUAUCAUCCGCAAUCUGGAUCUGAUAGAUACCAAGAGUUGCCGGAUACCAGUCGACAUUCGAAGUCAUCACGGCUGGAUAAGGGGUAUAAUGAACUAUCUACUAUGGAAGAGACUUCAGAGGAGCGGAGUGAAGCGGUGCCGCCUCACAACCCAUACAGACAAAAGGGUUAG